AUGGCAAGCUCUAUCAAUGCACCGUCCGUGGGAAACGAGAAAGGUCCUUCUGUGCCCGACAUGGACACAGACUCCAACAUCCUUCCGGAGGAUGCCACCGACCCUGUCUACCUGGUGAAAGCUAAGGUCAUCAACGACGCAUUGCAGGAGAUCGGAAUGGGGAAAUACCAGUGGCAUCUGUUUGGCGUCGCUGGCUUCGGAUGGAUGAUGGACAACAUGUGGCCAAUAAUAACCUCCCUCAUCUUCACCCCCGUCGUGAACGAGCUGCACCCUUCGCGCGGGCCGUUCCUCCAGUUGGCGCAAAACGUUGGUCUCCUGGUAGGGGCGUUCUGCUUCGGUCUCGGGUCUGAUAUAUUUGGCCGUCGAUGGGCGUUCAAUAGCACGCUGUUUAUUACCGGAGUGUUUGGACUCGUUGCGGGAAGCGCGCCGAAUUUUCCUGCUAUUGCUGUGUUUGCGGCGCUUUGGAGCGUGGGAGUAGGGGGUAACCUACCAGUUGACUCGGCCGUAUUUCUAGAAUUCAUCCCUGGGCGUAAUCAGUACCUCCUGACGAUCCUCAGCGUGUACUGGGCGUUCGGUCAAUUGCUAGCGACACUGAUAGCUUGGGCCUUGCUGACCAACUUCUCGUGCCCUGAAGCUGUUGGCUCCUGUCCACGCUCCGAGAAUAUGGGAUGGCGAUAUUUCAUGUUCACCAUGAGGGGGAUCACCCUCGUAUGCUUCGUCCUGCGAUUCGUCGUCUUCCAUCUGCAUGAGACCCCCAAGUUCCUCAUGUCCCGGGGCCGCGACGAUCAAGCUGUUCAUGUGAUCGAGAAGGUAGCAUUGUACAACGGAUCCACGACCUCUCUGCGUUCCGAACAGCUCAGAUCUCUGAGUGAGAAGCCCGAAGGUCCAGCGCAAGACACAAGCGCAACUGGUGCCGUUCGUCGUCGUUUCGAGAAAUUUAACGCCCCCCACGUGCGAGAGUUAUUCAAGACGUCCCAAAUGGCGUGGAGCACGGGAGUGAUCGUCCUCAUCUGGGCGCUGAUCGGGCUUGCAUUCCCGCUAUAUAACGCCUUCCUCCCAUAUCUGCUCGCGACACGCGGCGCACAAACGGGGACGAAUAGCACGUUACUCAAGCUGCCCAAGUUUGGAAGGAGGGGAGCGCUGGCCCUGUCGACGGUCCUUACGGGGGUCUUCUUGUUCGCGUCGACGACGGCAAAGACGCAGGACGCAUUGCUUGGGUGGAAUUGCGCAUAUAAUUUCACGUCGAACGUCAUGUAUGCGGUGCUUUACGCGUAUACACCUGAAGUAUUUCCAGCAAAGAAUCGUGGUACAGGCACGGGGAUCGCGGCGACCGCCAACCGGAUCUUCGGAGUAAUGUCACCCAUCGUGGCCAUGUUCGCGAAUCUGAACACGCCCGUACCGGUGUACGUCUCCGGUGCAUUGUUCAUCUUUGCAGGGUUACUUGUGGUCUUGCUGCCCUAG
This is a messenger RNA of Dacryopinax primogenitus, 1461 nucleotides long. Its product is annotated as sugar transporter. The record is from RefSeq and is a predicted model, not a curated record. Gene Ontology annotation, cellular component: membrane. Gene Ontology annotation, molecular function: transmembrane transporter activity. Gene Ontology annotation, biological process: transmembrane transport. The coding region runs from base 1 to 1461 and encodes 486 amino acids. The transcript has 9 exons. NCBI's taxonomy places the organism in Eukaryota, Fungi, Basidiomycota, Dacrymycetes, Dacrymycetales, Dacrymycetaceae.